AUUGCGUCGGCCUCAACUUGGGCCCUCUUUCGCUUCGUCGUCCUCGCUGCUCCGCGCGUUAACGAAGCUCAAGCGCGAACUGUUGCCGGAGUUUGGCGCAGCUCAAACACAAAUCAAGCAACAUGGUGCUCUCCAACGAUAUCGACCUCUUGCACCCCCCUGCGGAGCUGGAGAAGCGAAAGCAUAAGUUGAAACGUCUCGUGCAGUCGCCUAACUCCUUCUUCAUGGAUGUGAAGUGUCAAGGAUGCUUCAGCAUCACAACUGUGUUCAGCCACUCUCAGACGGUGGUGCUCUGCGGAAGUUGCUCCACAGUGCUUUGCCAACCAACCGGAGGAAGGGCUCGAUUGACUGAAGGUUGCUCUUUCAGGAAGAAGGGCGACUAGAUGCACGGUUUUACGUUCUCCUUGUGAUAAGAGACACGUAUUGAUUGCUGCUUGCUUGGUUAGAAUGGAUGUCUUCAACGGCACCCUGGGAUCCGUCUUAGCUAAUGUCUCAGUUACUGGCAUCCAGCUAGGGGUUUUUUAGCAUCAGAAAUCCUUAAAUACACCAGACUUUUGAUGUGCGAACACCUUGUGGUCUUUAUCUACUGACUUUUUAGUCUGAAAUAUGUCGGCGGAGAUUGAUCAGCUUGCCAUGGAAUAUUGAAAUCACAUGUCGUUGUUGCAUGUUAUUCCUCUGGAUUGGAUAAUA
Messenger RNA from Physcomitrium patens, 690 nucleotides. Its product is annotated as small ribosomal subunit protein eS27y. Gene Ontology annotation, cellular component: ribosome. Lineage: Eukaryota; Viridiplantae; Streptophyta; Bryopsida; Funariales; Funariaceae. The record is from RefSeq and is a predicted model, not a curated record. Gene Ontology annotation, molecular function: structural constituent of ribosome. Gene Ontology annotation, biological process: translation.